CAUGCACCAGCCACAGAGACAAAUUUAGAACACUUGUCCAAACAAACAGGCACACUACUGCCAACACCAUAUAAUAAUAUAAUGAUCGUAACGCUCUUUUCGGAUUCCAUCAAACACCUUCGCUCUGCGCCUUAAAAUCCCGCGGUUUUGUCUCUGAAGGCGGAGUGUUUGGCAAUGGAGAUUGGUUUAAUGUGGAUAAAUACGCAGUUGAACUCGCGUUUGGUUGCCAAUUGGGAUCUUUGGUAGGAGACACAAGAUUGCUAGCUGUUUGCAAAAGAAAGGCAAAACUGUUUGCAGAGGGCCGGAAAGCAGAAAUUAAGGGUCCCCUACCUCUUUGUGCAAUUCGAGUUCGCUUGAAAAAAGUUGGGGAGAAAAAUGGAGGGCUUAUGGAGUGUGUUUUGUGGAGAAUUUGGCUGUCAGGCUGGAGGUGGACUCCCUUGUGGCCUAGAUUUCGCUUUCGUGACACAACCUUCGUCGUGCAUCAACCAUGCGUUGAUCAUUUGUUUCGACAUAUUGAUCAUGAUCAUAUUCAUAUUCAAUAUAAUUCAGAAGAAAUCAUCAAAGUCUGCGCACUUGCCCGCUCAAACUCAAGGUAGUUCACUUCUGCAGAUAAUUUCUGCCACUUUCAAUGGUGUUUUGGGAAUGGUUUAUUUGUGUUUGGGUAUUUGGCUGUUGGUGGAGAGAUUGAGGUUGUCCCAAAGCAUUUUUCCUCUACAUUGGUGGUUAUUAGUUCUGUUUAAGGGAUUCAUAUGGUUGCUCGUAGGCUUAACCGUAAGUCUUAGGGGAAAUCAUUUCGAAAAAGGCCCCUUGCGCGUUUUGUCCAUUCUUGCGUCCUUGUUUGCCGCAAUUGCUUGCGGCUUAUCGCUCUUUGCUGUCCUAAAUGAAAAAGAAGUGUCAACUAAGGUAGCUUUAGAUGUAUUGUCUUUUAUUGGAGCAAGUUUGUUGUUGCUUUGCACCUACAAGGGCUACAAAUUUGAAGAAAUUGAAGAACUUUGUUACACUUACACCCCCUUGGCUGAUGAGAUCAAUGGCAGCAGUAAAACUCAAACUGCUACCGUUACUCCAUUUUCCCAAGCCGGGUUUUUCGGCAAAAUGUCGUUUUGGUGGUUGAAUCCAAUUAUGAAAAAUGGCAAGGAGAAAACCCUUGAGGACGAAGAUGUACCGGAAUUGCGCAAGGAAGACCGGGCGGGAGCUUGUUACUUGCUGUUCAUGGAGCAAUUUAACAAGAAAAAACAAGCUGAUCCAUCAUCCCAACCGUCUGUUUUGAAAACCAUAGUUUUAUGCCAUUGGAAGGAGAUUUUUGUGUCCGGAUUCUUUGCCUUUCUAAAGAUCACCACUCUAUCUGCUGGUCCACUCCUUCUCAACGCCUUUAUUGAAGUUGCCGAAGGCAAAGAAAGCUUUGAAAACGAGGGUUACGUAUUGGCUGUAUCGCUCUUCUUGGCGAAGAGCUUAGAGUCCUUAGCACAAAGGCAGUGGUACUUCAGAACCAGGCUCAUUGGCCUAAAAGUGAGGUCUUUGCUAACUGCAGCCAUUUAUAAGAAGCAAUUGAGACUAUCCAAUGCUGCUAAGAUGAAGCACUCAGCCGGCGAGAUAACCAACUAUGUCACCGUGGAUGCUUAUCGGAUUGGAGAGUUUCCUUUCUGGUUUCAUCAAACUUGGACGACAAGCCUCCAACUCUGCUUCGCUUUGAUUAUACUUAUUCGCGCAGUAGGAAUUGCAACAAUUGCAUCACUAUUGGUUAUAGUCCUCACCGUGCUUUGCAACGCUCCCCUUGCAAAAUUACAACAUAAGUUCCAGAGUAAGCUUAUGGUGGCGCAAGAUGAGCGGCUCAAGGCUAGUUCAGAGGCUCUUGUGAACAUGAAGGUGUUGAAACUAUACGCAUGGGAAGGUCAUUUCAAGAAUGUGAUAGAGAACUUGAGGAAAGUGGAGUAUAAAUGGCUAUCAGCAGUUCAGAUGCGUAAAUCAUACAAUAGCUUGCUAUUUUGGUCAUCGCCUGUGUUGGUGUCGACUGCCACUUUUGGGACAUGCUAUUUUCUUGGCAUACCUUUGUAUGCUAGCAAUGUCUUUACGUUUGUGGCGACUUUACGACUUGUUCAGGACCCUAUUCGGAAUAUCCCUGAUGUAAUUGGAGUGGUGAUUCAAGCGAAAGUGGCAUUCGCUAGGAUCGUGAAGUUUCUUGAGGCGCCUGAGCUGGAGAAUGCAAAUAUUCGGCAGAAGGGCAAUGUGGGAAUGAAAAGCCAUGCCAUUUGCAUUAAAUCUGCCAAUCUUUCAUGGGAGGAGAAUGCAUCAAAGCGUCCCACGCUUAGAAAUGUAGAUCUAGAGAUUCAACCCAGUGAGAAGGUGGCUAUAUGCGGUGAGGUCGGUUCAGGAAAAUCAACUCUUCUGGCUGCAAUCCUUGGAGAGGUUCCAACCAUCCAGGGGACUAUUCAAGUGCAUGGGUCUGUUGCCUACGUUUCUCAAUCAGCUUGGAUCCAGACGGGAUCUAUUCGAGAGAAUAUUUUGUUUGGAUCUGCCUUGAAUCACCAGAGAUAUCAACAAACAUUACAGACGUGUUCCUUGGUGAAGGACCUGGAGUUGCUACCGCAUGGAGAUCUCACCGAAAUAGGAGAAAGAGGAGUCAAUCUCAGUGGGGGUCAGAAGCAGCGAAUCCAACUUGCCCGUGCACUAUAUCAAGAUGCUGAUAUAUAUCUGUUGGACGAUCCAUUCAGUGCCGUCGAUGCACACACUGCUACGAGCCUAUUUAGUGAAUAUGUUAUGGGAGCCCUUGCAGGGAAGGCAGUCUUACUUGUGACCCACCAAGUGGAUUUUCUUCCUGCAUUUCAUUCUGUUUUGUUGAUGUCUGAUGGAGAAAUCCUACACGCCGCUCCGUACCACCAGCUACUGGCCUCAAGUCCUGAAUUCCAGGGCCUUGUUAAUGCACACAAAGAGACAGCUGGCGCCGAAAGGCUACCAGAGGUAUCUUCUCCCCAGAAUCGCGAAACUCCAGCCAAAGAGAUCAUCAGCAAAACUCGUACUGAGAAGAAAUCCAUAACAUCUCUAGGCGAUCAGUUGAUUAAGCAAGAAGAGAGAGAAGUCGGAGACAAGGGUUUCACCCCUUACAUACAGUACUUAAAUCAGAACAAGGGCUACUUGUUUUUUGGGACGGCUUGUCUCUGUCAGCUUGCAUUUGUCACUGGUCAAGUACUACAGAACUCUUGGAUGGCUGCCAAUGUUGAAAAUCCAGAAGUUAGCAAGUUGCAAUUGAUUACCGUUUACUUGGUUAUUGGAUUUGCCACGAUUGUGUUUUUGCUCGGAAGAUCUCUGUCUGCAGUUGCUUUGGGUAUGCACUCGUCGAAGUCCCUGUUUUCGCAGCUAUUGAACUCCCUUUUUCGUGCGCCCAUGUCGUUUUACGACUCCACACCUUUGGGAAGGAUACUGACUCGGGUAUCAUCUGAUUUGAGUAUUGUUGACCUCGAUGUUCCGUUUAGCUUUGUGUACAGCGUUGGGACGACCACGCAAACCUAUGCCAAUCUUACAGUCUUGGCUGUUAUUACUUGGCAAGUCCUGUUCGUCUCCAUACCAAUGGUUUAUUUUGCCAUCCUCUUACAGAGAUACUACUUUGCCUCUGCAAAAGAACUGAUGCGGAUCAAUGGCACGACCAAGUCUUUGGUUGCAAACCAUCUGGCUGAGUCCAUUCAAGGAUCUAUGACAAUAAGAGCUUUUGAGGAGGAGGAUCGAUUCUUUGUGAAGAAUCUUGACCUCAUUGAUGUAAAUGCUAGUCCAAAUUUCCACAGUUUUGCAGCAAAUGAGUGGCUGAUCCAACGGCUCGAAAUGCUUAGUGCAAUUGUUCUCUCCUCAUCAGCACUCUGCAUGGUUUUGCUUCCUCCUGGAACUUUCACCUCUGGAUUCAUUGGAAUGGCUUUGUCCUAUGGCCUCUCAUUGAACUUAUCCCUAGUUUUGUCCAUUCAAAACCAAUGCACUCUAGCAAAUUACAUUAUUUCCGUGGAAAGGCUAAACCAGUAUAUGCACGUACCAAGUGAAGCUCCUGAAGUGAUAGAAGAGAACCAGCCCCCAGUCAGUUGGCCUAGUGUGGGCAAAGUGGAGAUUCAAGAUUUGCAGAUCAGAUACAGGCCCGAUGCACCACUCGUGCUUCGGGGAAUAAGUUGCACAUUUGAAGGAGGACACAAAAUUGGAAUUGUUGGAAGAACUGGCAGUGGGAAGACUACUCUGAUAAGCGCUCUAUUUCGUCUGGUGGAGCCUUCAAGGGGAAGGAUUGUAGUUGAUGGAAUUGAUAUUUCUAAGCUCGGACUUCAUGAUUUAAGGUCGCGUUUGGGCAUAAUACCUCAGGAUCCUACUCUUUUUAAUGGAACCGUGAGAUUCAAUUUGGAUCCCUUAUCUCAACAUACCGACUAUGAAAUAUGGGAGGCUCUUGGAAAGUGUCAGCUGAAAGAGGUGGUUCAGGAGAAGGAAGAGGGCCUAGACUCUUUUGUUGUGGAAGAUGGUUCGAAUUGGAGCAUGGGACAGAGGCAACUGUUUUGCUUGGGCCGUGCCCUUUUGAGGAGAAGCAAGAUACUAGUCCUUGAUGAAGCAACCGCAUCAAUUGACAACACGACUGACUCCAUCUUACAAAGGACCAUCAGGAGUGAAUUCGCUGAUUGCACUGUGAUCACGGUGGCCCACAGAAUCCCAACCGUGAUGGAUUGCACCAUGGUUCUAGCUAUCAGUGAUGGAAAACUAGCAGAGUAUGAUGAGCCAAUGGCGCUAAUGAAAAGAGAAGGUUCACUGUUUGGGCAACUUGUCAAGGAAUACUGGUCUCAUUAUCACUCUGCAGAGUCUCAUUGAAGCUUUAUCACAAAAAAUAAGAGAGUGCCCAUGAGGAGUGUGUCCGUGAUUGCUUGUGAUAAUGUACAUCUUAUGUUUCCAGUGAUCAAAAGACAUUUUCUGCAGUCAGCCCAUUGAGAACAAUCAUCUCGGGCAAGGUUUUCUAAUAAGGGAAAAAUAAAGAAUGUAUGUAAAUUGCCCAAGAAAUUUAGCAUAAGAAUCCAGUUAAGUGAGGUCUAUUUUGUGGUAGUGUACUGUAGUAGAACAAUAAUUCAGGCCCCAUAGAAUGGGGAAGGGACCCGAAAGGCCUAUUCUUUUGUGUAUUAUGUAUAUUGCCUUAGUUUGUCUGUAAUGUAAUGUCUAUUGCCUAGUUCAGGUGGUAAUUGCCCUUUCUUCUGAAUGCAACAACUUGAAUUUAUCGUGUA
Molecule: messenger RNA, 5225 nt
Organism: Rhododendron vialii
Lineage: Eukaryota; Viridiplantae; Streptophyta; Magnoliopsida; Ericales; Ericaceae
Product: ABC transporter C family member 10
Exons: 13
Coding region: 376-4821 (1481 amino acids)
Biological process (GO): transmembrane transport
Cellular component (GO): vacuolar membrane; plant-type vacuole
Molecular function (GO): ABC-type transporter activity; ATP hydrolysis activity; ATP binding
Source: RefSeq, a predicted model, not a curated record